This is a messenger RNA of Oncorhynchus mykiss (rainbow trout), 5307 nucleotides long. RefSeq names its product neuronal calcium sensor 1. The record is from RefSeq and is a predicted model, not a curated record. NCBI's taxonomy places the organism in Eukaryota, Metazoa, Chordata, Actinopteri, Salmoniformes, Salmonidae. Gene Ontology annotation, molecular function: calcium sensitive guanylate cyclase activator activity; calcium ion binding.
GGCGCUCCUGAAUCUAGGUGACGCCAGUGGAAGAGACCGACAGGAGAAGCGCGCUCUUGUAGAAUACAGAAACCUCGCGGGAAAAGCAGAUAAUUCGUCGAUUUACGGUUAAUUCCGGAUGCCUGUCUGAAGAUGAAGUGUCUAGGUUACUCGGGACCAUGGAGCUGAGCAAACACAAGAUGAUGAUUACCGUCACCACAGUCACAUGCAUAGAGAAGACAGUUCAGGCCAAGAACAGAACAAACACAGACAUAGACCCUAAUGCUUAGUGAGGAAAGGUGCCGUAUUGUCCUGUGAUGUACUGAGACUCAGCCAGCUACUGAGGUAGCAUCUAUGAAUGCCAUCUCAGGCCUGUGACACAGAGAAAUUCCAUUAUUCACCUGAAGGAAGGAGAAUUGUGAGUCAGAAUGGAAGAGAAAAGAGAACUGUCACUCUGUAAAUCUCUCAGCCAGUAAACUCACUGGGACGUUUUUAUUUUCUCUCUAAUUUUCUGUAUUUUGCAUUUAAAAUGACAGUUUAAGUCGCAAAGACCUUUUGACUUUGUAUUUUCUGCUGCUGUGUUUGAAGGAAGUCCUGCUGGGAUCUGAGUUCAAGCCUGGGGUGUAAUUGAAAAGAGAGUGCAUCUAAGGCUGAGCCCUGUUCAUUGUAUUUUUUUUUACCCACCCCCUUAUCUCAGCUGUCAAGAGGGAGGAUUCUCUUAUAAGUUACCCGCAGCCACAGAGACAGUGGUGGGAAAAGAGGGUGGGAGGAAGAUAAAGGAGGAAAAGGAGGGGUGAAAGGAACAUUGAGCUGAGUGUGAGGGAGUGUGUACACACAACCCAGAGACUGAGUGACUCCUGUAACCAAGGACAAAGGUAGCAACACAUCACAACGUCACUCUCGCCCACUGAGCAUCCUAAAGAAAGGGGAGGCGAGCACUCAGACUCUGAAUCAACAGUCUCCCAUUAUUCAGUGCUGAGCCCCUGGGGUUGGAGUGAUUGCCCUGGAGUGCUGAAGUCUGGGCACAUCUUGGCCACAUCCAGAGUGGACUGCACUGAACAGAAGCCUGCGAGGACUGAGGAGUAGACUGAGAGGGGUGUUCAGUGUGUGUCAAGGUGGAGCUGGAGGAGGCGUGGAGGAGUAACCCAAGGCAGUGAGGACAAAGGUACCCACCAUGGGAAAAUCAAACAGCAAGCUCAAGCAGGAGGUGGUGGAGGAACUCACCAGGAAGACCUACUUUACAGAGAAAGAGGUGCAACAGUGGUACAAAGGCUUUAUUAAGGACUGUCCAAGUGGUCAGCUGGAUGCUGUGGGCUUUCAAAAGAUCUACAAGCAGUUCUUCCCUUUUGGUGACCCCACCAAGUUUGCUUCUUUUGUCUUCAACGUCUUUGAUGAAAACAAGGAUGGACACAUAGAGUUUUCAGAGUUCAUCCAGGCCCUGUCGGUGACUUCGCGGGGGACACUGGAUGAAAAGCUCAGAUGGGCUUUCAAAUUGUAUGAUCUUGAUAACGAUGGCUACGUCACACGAGAUGAGAUGUUAAACAUCGUAGAUGCCAUAUAUCUGAUGGUGGGGAACACUGUAGAGUUACCAGAAGAAGAGAAUACACCUGAGAAGAGAGUGGACCGUAUUUUUUCCAUGAUGGACAAGAAUGCUGAUGGCAAGUUGACCCUGCAGGAGUUUCAGGAGGGUUCCAAGGCAGACCCCUCCAUUGUGCAGGCACUGUCACUGUACGAUGGGCUGGUAUAGGGCCUAAAGUGUUUAAAGAUUCGCAGAUGAGUCCAACAUGGUGCCAUCACACCUGCUAUGAGAAAAAAGCAUCUACAAGCAUCAACGUCCCUCCAUGCACCAUCCAGAAGGAGACGUGGGGUGAGGAGAAGGGCAAGGACUUGUGUAAUACUGCUGCCGUUAAUUGCACAUAUUCAUCUGCACUAUAAGCAUUGAAAACAACUCUGAGCCCUCUGAUAUACAAAAAUGUAAAAUAAAAAAGGACAAGAGGGGAAUAUACACUGAACUUAUACAUACAAGCAAGGCAGUUGUUUUUCCUUGUGGACUAUACUGGAGGAUACCCCUUGAGGUGUGUGUGAACUGUGAACGGCGCUCAACAGAGUCAGAGUGGUGUGACUGACACGUGGAGAGCUGUCACAUGGCUACCUGAAAGACUACAGCAGGAGACAUCAGCAGGCACUGAUUGUUUUUGAGUGUUGAGGGAGAUCAACUAAUUUAUAAAUCCAUGUAUAUAGGAUAUACUAUAAAUAGUCUUGUUAUUAUGUGUUGCUUUGCUGCGUUUGUUGGAGUGCUGUUCAUUAACAUGAAAUUAAGCGUAAUCGUUUUUGAAUCAGUUUUAAUUAAUGGAAUGCUUUUUUUCAUCCUGCUUCCUGCACAAACCGCUUCCUUGGUUGUCUUUCACAUUUUUAUUUGAGGAGUAAGUGGUCAGGGAGGGGCUUUCAUUUGUAAGGCUUAAUUCAUUAUGUUUGGGUUAUGUGCCUCCUAUUGUGUUGGAUGUAUGUUCCGUUUCCCAUCAGCACUACUGUCAAGGCACUGUAAUGUCUCAAUGCCACAUUCUAAAUGACAUGAUCAAGCAACACAGUGUAAUUCCUCACAGUUGACACAUCUCAACUGAGGCUCAUUAUUUCCUUUGACGUCGUCUUACUCCAUCCACCCUGUGUAUACACAAAGCUUCAGCCAUUGAGAACAAACAGACAUACAUUCUCGUUGUAAAGAUUUUUGCAGGCUGUCUGUUUGAGCCUGUCCUUUUUGUGUCUGUCCUGUGUGUUCAACAGAAGCCAUAAAUCCCAGCAUGUGAUGAUGCCUUUCCCGUUCAGUCUCGGGUCAUUUCAGUCUUACCAUUAGGCAUUUGUCAGCUUCACUGAUUUAGCCUUACUCAAGUGAUAAAGAUAAUUUCCCCCUGUGCUGUCAUUUACAUUGAACAACACAGAGCACAGAGUAAAAUGCAUUUUAAAGCUGCAAUAUGUAACUUUCUGGGCGACCUGACCAAAUUCACAUAGAACUGUGAGUUAUAGACCUGUUAUUCCCAUUUAAAUUAAGUCUAAGAAGCUGUAGACCUGUUCUAUGUAAGCUAUUUCUAUGCUUCCCGUUUGUAAGUUUAGUUUUUGCAUCUUUUACUUUUGGUUUUGUACACCAUCUUCAAACACCUGAAAAUACAAUAUUUUGGGUUAUUGAAAAUAUAUUUUACAGCGGUUAAGAUGGUAUGAUGAUUCUCUACACUAUACUUGUUUGUUUUGUUGCAUAAACUGAAAUUGGUCGAACUAUUUCAAUUUUAGCGACCAGGAAAUGUCGGAGCGAUUUCUGCAGUGGACCUUUAAAUGGCUGCCUUUACAUUCUGUGAUUGAAAAUUCAACCUCAAAGCUCUCUAAACUCAACUUGUUUCCGAAAUGUGUCUCAGUUCCCUCAAAUACCUGUUUAUUCAAAAUGGAUACAGGAACAGAACUCUGCCAGAAAGUGGUUGAAGUAAUUGUUCAAUGGAGAUUCAGACUUUUUGUUAAACUUAAACAUGAAUUACCCUGUUAUAAUGAAUUAAGGAUUACAUUGACUGUAACUUGUUCAUUAAACAGUGCUUUAAGACAGUUCAUACUGUAGAUAUGAGUAAAUACAGGCCUUAGUGUUGCUUUCCACUUCAAAUCCAUAAUCUACUGCUACACCAUAGAUUCGCAAUGUAAGUUUUUAUGUCCUGACCUAACUUCAAGUAUUCCUACAGCAGACUAGCACACUUAGAAGAGACCAUUAAGAAGUAGUGAGAUUUCCUUGGUGUCUGAUUUGUGCCAUCCCCGUGCGGUUGAAAAACUCACAGUGGUUUGGUAGAGGCUAGCCAGGCCCUCAGCAAGAUCCACUGGGCCAUUAAUCUGUUUAACAUUGUCUGUCCAUUCUUAUCCAACUGGUCUGGAUUCAGGAGAUAUAAGAGCCAUUAGAACUGGAGUUACUACAUGCCAAAGGAGGACCCAAGUGGGCCAAGCUUAUACAGUAAGUCUAAAUAGUGACCUGGUAGGUUUAGAAGGAGAACAUUUCUUUAUCAUUGCAGUAAACAUCUUUAAUUCAUUGUGUUCUGGCAUUGGUGUUGCAGCAGCAUCCCAUAAAAUGUAUUUAAUUCUCUUUGAUAUGCUUUUCUUGGGUAAGCAGAAUUGUGGAAUAUGAGACUGAAAUCAUGAUUCCUUUAGGCACAAAAGUGUGACUCUAAAAUCUCUGUCAAUUUCUUGACGAAGGUUAAACACUCAACCUGUCUCUGACACCAAUGGUUAUUUUUUGGGGUCAUUAAAAUGUUUUCAUUCUUGCAAACCCUUUCCUUCCUCUUGUAUGGUUGCCUUCUCUCCUCGCCAAACGUCCGAUAUGCUACAUCAAUCUCUUGGCUUGCAUGGCUUGACACUUCUUUGCGCUCAAAUAAAACUCAGUAAGAAAUCUUAAAAUAGAUAAAUCCCUGAGAGCGACUGCCUCACCAUGUGAUGUAAUCGAAGUAUCCGUUCUUAUCAGGAUCUGUAAUCCGACGAGAAAGGGAUGCUUGGCUUCCUCAGCCUUUCCUCUGAAGAAGCAUCUGGCAUUUCUGUCUCAUGUCAAGCCACUGACUCCAUUUAUGCAACAGCGGGAUAUAUUUAUAUAUACAUAUAUUUUGGUGUCUUUUUUUCCAGAGACAACUAAUCUCAUGCUAUUCUACACAUGUUGCAAUGAGGCUGAGAGAAUUUGUUGCAGUUUUACAAAUUAUUUCCUAUAAUUCUAUUUUUUUUUACAUGGCUUAUGAUGUGUUCAUAUCUUACCUGGGAAGGGGGGAGCAACCAUAGAGAUCCUAAAAUUACUAGACAGGCUAUGUUAUAAACCUUCACAUUUCCAAAUGGGGUGAAAAUGGCAGCCAUAUUGGUCAGGGAGAAAUCCAAACCAGUCUUUUUGGAAUUAAUGGCAUUAGAGGCAUAAUCCUGAUUUUUCUUAAGCAGGAAAAUCAAACAAAGGCAUGUGAUGUAUCAGAAAUGGUGUAAUUUAAUGAAUGUUAACCUACAAUAUUGUCCUAUAAUCCUAAAUACAGUUUAUACAGGUUUUGUACACAUUUUCUGUAUAUAUACCCUCUAAAAUACAUGUAAACAUACCAUAAAUGUCUAAAACCAUAAAUGUUUCUUGGAAAGCUGAGAGUGCUAUUAUAUGAUACAAUACCAGUGCUUGUUGCAUUUACAACAUUUUAAAUCCUAUCAUCUACUGAUUUCAGUCAGUGUAUGGCUGUAGAUUGAUUGCAUUGUUUGAAUGAAAUAUUGGCAUGUUAGCAGUUAACUUGUCAAAUUAAACGAAUUAUUCCUCUGGCUGGCUAAUAAAUAAUAAACAUACAGUGCAGA